Messenger RNA from Passer montanus (Eurasian tree sparrow), 1874 nucleotides. RefSeq names its product pre-B-cell leukemia transcription factor 1-like. Gene Ontology annotation, cellular component: nucleus. NCBI's taxonomy places the organism in Eukaryota, Metazoa, Chordata, Aves, Passeriformes, Passeridae. The transcript has 9 exons. Gene Ontology annotation, molecular function: RNA polymerase II cis-regulatory region sequence-specific DNA binding; DNA-binding transcription factor activity, RNA polymerase II-specific. Bases 119 to 1495 code for a protein of 458 amino acids. Gene Ontology annotation, biological process: brain development; regulation of transcription by RNA polymerase II; animal organ morphogenesis. The record is from RefSeq and is a predicted model, not a curated record.
CGCGGGGGGGGGGCGGCUCUGUGGCCGCCGGCUCGGCGCGGCUCCUGUCGCGAUCUGUCGCGAUUUGUCGCGCUCUGUCGCGCCCUGUCGCGCCGGCCCCGCGGCUCCAGGCCCGCCCAUGGAGGCCGCGCCGCGGUUGGUGCCCGGGGUGGCCCUGCCGGGGUCUCUUUCGCCGGCGCCUCCCCCCGCCGCCGCCACCAGCGGCGACCCGCCACCCUCAGGGCCACCCUCAGGGCCGCCCUCAGGGCCAGCAGCGGCGCCGCCGCAGCACGACAGCGGCGACGUCCUGCAGCAGAUCAUGGCCAUCACCGACCAGAGCUUGGAUGAGGCCCAGGCCAGGAAACAUGCCCUGAACUGCCACAGGAUGAAGCCAGCCCUCUUCAGCGUCCUCUGUGAAAUCAAGGAAAAAACAGCCCUGAGCGUGCGCGGCGCUGCCGAGGAGGAGCCCCCGGACGCGCAGCUGCUGCGCCUGGACAACAUGCUGCUGGCCGAGGGCGUGGCCGCCGCCGCGCCCCCCAAAGCCCCCCAAAAACCCGCGGAUUCACCCCAAAAAGCGGCGGAAGGAGCCGGGAAAGGCGCGGCGGCGGCGCCGGGGGGCUGCGGGCACGAGCUCGGCGCGGAGCACGCCGACUACCGCGCCAAGCUGGCGCAGAUCCGGCACAUCUUCCACGCCGAGCUGGACAAGUACGACCAGGUGAUCCCAGGGAGAAAAUUUGGGGUUUUUUUGGGGGGAUUUUGGGCGGUUUUGGGGUGGGAGGGGUGGAGGGGGAGUGGGGCUAAAAGGGAAAUUAAAGGGGAAAUUAGCCUCAUCCACGGCAAGUUCAGCUCCAUCCAGCUGCAGCUCAAGCAGAGCACCUGCGAGGCCCUCAUGGUCCUCCGCUCCCGCUUCCUCGACGCCAGGCGGAAGCGGCGCAAUUUCAGCCGGCAGGCCACGGAGGUGCUGAACGCGUAUUUCUACUCGCACCUGAGCAAUCCCUACCCCAGCGAGGAGGCCAAGGAGGAGCUGGCGCGCCAGGGCGGCAUCAGCGUCUCCCAGGUUUCCAACUGGUUCGGGAACAAGCGCAUCCGCUACAAGAAGAACAUGGGCAAGUUCCAGGAGGAGGCCAGCAUCUACACGGCCAGGGCUGGGGACGGCCACCACGGCCACCAGGGCCACCAGCAGGGCCACCAGGGCCACGGGGGACAGCAGGGACACGGGGGACACUCCCCCUCCUCGCCCAACUCCGCUUCCUCUGGGUCAUUUAAGAUGACGAAUUCUGGGGAUUCUUUCCUCAAUUUGCAGCCCUUGGUUUCCUACCAGAGCCCUCCCAGCGCGCAGCCCCAGCUGGAUUCCCUGCAGCACGUCCUGCAGCAGCCGGGGAGGUUCGAGCCCCUCGUGGGGAGCCCUUUGUUCUCCACGCAGCGCCUCGAGGCCAAUGGCAGCUGGCAGGACGCCGCCACCCCCUCGUCCAUCACCUCCCCCGCCGCCGACCCGGGCAGCGACGCCUCCAAUUAAAGAUUUCUUAAUUAAAAGGACCUUUUUGAGAGGAGAGAGGUCAAUUAACGUUAAUUAAUCACGGGCCGAUAGAAUGAUUGACUCGCAAUGAAUUAAUUACCUCAGAACAAGCCAAUAGAUUGUGAUGGCAGCGACACCUCUACCUCUCAGCGCCGACUCGGGAUUAUUUAUAACUUCAUUUUGCCUCAGAAAAUGCCAUUUUUUUUAAGGAAAAACUUGGAUUUUACACCAAGAACCUGAAGAAGAAGGAAAAAAAAAAGUCUUGGCGUUUGUCUCCAGUUUUGCAGCAGAAAAAAAUGGAUUUAUUUUCAUUUCUGUGCGGUUUUUUACGCUGGGAUUUCUGUUCUAGAUGAAUUAAACCCCCCCUAUUGUAAUUGGA